AUGUCUCAAUGUCCUGUGGAGACUUACGAAAGUCUAGGCUGUGCUUCCUCCAUCAAAAAGACCCUUAAUGGUAUACCCGGGGUGAAGCAGGUAGAUACCUCUGUUGAACAGCAAUCUGUCACUGUGGUUACGGAUGAUAACGUGGCCUUCGAUGCAAUCUCGCGAGCAAUCCAGUCGACAGGAAAGGAACUGAAAGGUGGAGAGGUCAUAGCAACUGGAGAAGCGAGCAAUGGGGACUAA
This is a messenger RNA of Exophiala aquamarina CBS 119918, 240 nucleotides long. RefSeq lists its product as uncharacterized. NCBI's taxonomy places the organism in Eukaryota, Fungi, Ascomycota, Eurotiomycetes, Chaetothyriales, Herpotrichiellaceae. Bases 1 to 240 code for a protein of 79 amino acids. The record is from RefSeq and is a predicted model, not a curated record. Gene Ontology annotation, molecular function: metal ion binding. The transcript has 2 exons.